CUUGUCGGUUCCUUUUCGAACCUGGCCUUUCGUUUUCCCCACUUUUUCUUCUUCCUCAUUAACGCCGAACUCUUUUCUCUGUGAAACCUCUCAUUCUUCUUCUUCCAUCGAAAUUCCCCAUUCUUUCAUCGACAAUACUCCGUUUCUCGAAUGCCUGUUUGAUUCACUACUUUCAGUUUCUCGUCGUUUUAAAGCCAAUGUGCCUUUGAGGUUGCUCUCUCGCGGAUGGUAUUGUAUGGAAUUUAUUUUUAAUGUAUUGUGUUUGAACUAAGCUUGUGCGAAUGCUCUGUUUGUUUCUGCUGAAACUUACAUCUUUAGAUAACCAUUUGAAUUUAGGGCAUUUCGCAGUAUAGUGAUCGACAGUCUUGUUGUGUCGUUAUUUAUAGUGGAUUGGUUUUAAUUCUGUGUUGUCUAUUGUGUAGGUCAUUUUAUGCAUUUGUUAAGGUCUUUGUUGGUUUUCUUUUGACAAGUUUCAUCUAUUCUGUACUUGCACAAGAAAUCAUAAAAACCCCCGCCCUCGCUUCACAUAAAAUUAAAUACGUUUAAUUUACACGUCAUCGUACACAAUACCCUUUAUACGAGAGCACUUCUUUUAGUUUAACAAGAAAAACCUUGUCUUACUAUGUUAAUCGAUAAUUGAAACCCUUCACAGGCGAUUGUACUUACACGCUUCUUCACAUGCUCACACAUAAGAGAGAUAUAAAUAGUUGAAGAAGUUGGGAUGAUGAAGAAAAAUAAGGAUACUUGAGAGAAAAAGGGAUAGAGAGAAAGGGGGGGAGAGCUGCAGUAGUGCAAGGGAGAAGAGAAUUAGAGGGUUUUCAAUUCAACAGAACAAAAUGAGAGAGAGAGAGAGAAAGAGAGAGCACAAUGAGAUGAAAGGAAGGAUUCUCUGUUUUUACCUGCGAAGGUAAAGAGAAAUCCUCCAGGGGCAAUUUAUCAAGAACGUAAGUAGUCAACCUUCCAUUUGCAGGCAUUUUUAACAUUUAAUAUGAAAAAUUGGUAAGCUAUUGGAACAUUAUUGUGCUGGGUUUUCCUAGUGGCAAAUGAAAGAGAGAACAAUCUCCUGCUUUGUUGGCGGUCUAUUAUCCCGUUUUGGAAUUGACAGCAUUUCAUUCAGAAACUUAAUGGGGGCUAAUAUGGAGAAUACUACACAUGGGACUGUACCCGAGUAUGGUGCCAUUUUUAUGUCGAAUAGUAUGACUAGAGCAGAAUGCUUCAAAAGGAAGUUAUCUGGUCUUCCAUAUUGGUUAGGCGACUUUGUGCUACAAAUUAAAUCUGGAAUGAUUUUGUUUCUGUUUGAAUACGAGAAUAGAGUGCUUCAUGGUGUAUUUCAGGCAAUUUCAGAUGGUGCAAUGAACAUUGUGCCCCAUGCUUAUAGCUCAUCAGGGCAACAAUUCCCUGCCCAGGUUAAGUUCUCUAUACUUUGGUCCUGCUAUCCCCUUUUUGAAGACCACUUUCAGAGUGCCAUAAAAGAAAAUUACUUUUCAGCCAAGAAGUUCAACUUUGGGCUGUCUAAAGUGCAGGUGCAUAGGCUUUUAUCUCUGUUUAGUUUGACAAAAUUUAGUGACCAACUCCAUACGAGACAGUUAAGCAGUGAUUUGUUCGAGUGUUCAAGUGAUUACUUAAUUGGUGGAAGUCAAAGUGUUGCUGAUGGUAAUGGGCUUAUAUCGAAUGGGAGGUUACAGGGAAAGCUAAUGGAGGGUGAAGAGUCUGAAGACCAAGUUAACACUAUGCAGGAAAGUGCUAUUCUUCCCCAUUAUAAUAUCAGAAAUAUAAUUCCUACCAUAGAAAAUUCAGUACAUUAUCCUUAUAUGGAUACCAGAAACUUCACCUGUAAUUCUGGUUGCCUAAGCAGUGCUCAAAUCAUAAUGCCCAGCCUCCACAGCCAAUCAGACUGCAUGACUUCUAUGGCUCUCCAAACGUUUGUAAAUUUAGAAAACAUUACAGUUCCUUCUGUAAUUCAAAGUCAAAUAAAUGUGUCAAGUUCUGAUCCUAACUUCCUUCCUUUUCCUACACGAGAGUUUGAUAAUGAUGGAACCUUGAGGAGGUCUAUCAUAACUAGUGAGUACCCUUCCAAUGGACUGAAUGAUUCCGUUUUUUCAUAUGAGAAUGAGCAGGGCCUAGCAAGGCAGGAAAACACGGAAAUAUAUGUUCCUGCGACAAGAGAAUUUCCCAGUCAAUUACCUUUUGAGUCUGUUGUAGUUUCAAGUAUGCCCUCAAUUGAACAUGCAGCAGCAAACCAUGGUCAGGAAUGCUAUGGAUCUUGUGGAAGCAUGUAUUCUGAUAGUGAAAGAAAGGGCAGCGUGUUUUCUCGCUUAUCCUAUCCAUCUGAUGCUAGAAAACAAGAAUUUAAUGGCUAUAAUCAUGAGAUGCUUUUUCUUGAUCCAUCUAUUGAUGAAGUUAUGUCUGUAUUGCAGCGACAUUGCGGGCAAUGGAAGAAAACUAACCACAAAGUGCCAUGUCCAAAACGCAAUGCUGGCAGGAACUUUGCGAAUAAAAAAUGGACAAAAUCUUUUUUAAGUUCAUAUAGUAAUUGCUUUCAAGUUUCAGAUGAACAUGGGGCAAAUAAUGAGGACAGUAUAGAUGGUAACAGUAACUAUAUUGCUAUAGAAUUUCCAUUUGUGAAUUUUAAGCGACGAAGGAAACAAUGCAAAGUUGAGGACUAUGCCCCAACUGGAGGGGAGUUGACAGGUAUGCAACAGAAAAGAAGAAAGUUGAUUCGACCUAGCUUUGCCUGUAGUGAGUUGCAUGAAUCUGGAGACACCAGCAAUGUUUCCCCAAGUUUGCGGGACAUGCUAAAGGAUGGUCUCUUUCAAGGAAAGUCUAAUAUCGAUCAUAUAAUUGAAACGAGCAUGACAGAGAAAUUAUGUCCGGCUGUUGAAUUGCCAGAUAUUAUUUGGCUGGUCGAUGACGAAGACAAGAAUAUUGGUAUUGAAACAGAAGCAACAGCUAAUGGAAAUUCUGAAGAUAGGAUAGUGUCUUCAAAUUACGUUAGCUGACACCUGGAACUGAACUAUGAUUUGGGACGUUUCUUUUAACCUGUUUUGCUGUGAUUCUUCUAUGAACUUCUUUUUUUCCUUUUUGUUGAUGAAAUAUUAUGAAACUCUUUUGUUGCAACAGUGAUGUUGAAAAUGCCUUGUUGGAAGUGAUACAUGAAUAUGGAAACCACAGCUGACUGAUGACUUAAGAGCAAACAGAUUUCACAGGUAAUUUUGUCUUUUGAACUUCCAAACAUUGUGGUUUAUUCUUCAUGGGAUAGUGAGGUUUAGUUACCAUUACAGUGGUAAAAGUUAUUGUUGUAAAGUUUUUGUCAUGCAUAUUUGAAGCAUGAGGAUGAAGUACAUGAAAUGGACUUGGGGAAGUUUAGAUUAGAAGUGAUAGUGUUGUAGAAAUGUAACUGGGGUUUCUCUCAGUCAACUGCCAAGAAUUUCUCCUCCAUGAUGGGGGGAUUCAUUAACCCCUCCCUUUUUGUAUAAAUUUUGGUUUAGAAUACAAAUACUCAGCUGUCUACUUCAAAGAAGUUGAAUUCCUUGUUGGGCAUGAUUUUUUUUUUUGGACAAUAUGGGGGAGGGGAUCAAACUUUCAAUCUCGAGGUUGGUAGUACAUUCGAUUGAGCUAUGCUCAUUUUGAUACUUACAAUAGUAUGUAUAUAUCUUGUUCUUUUUCUUUCUUUUCUCCGCUCUGCGAUAAAAUCUAUAUAUCUUCUUUUUCUUUCUUUAUUUUCUCCCCUUCUUUGUUCUU
Benincasa hispida (wax gourd) is the source of this 3741-nucleotide messenger RNA. RefSeq names its product DCD (Development and Cell Death) domain protein. Lineage: Eukaryota; Viridiplantae; Streptophyta; Magnoliopsida; Cucurbitales; Cucurbitaceae. The record is from RefSeq and is a predicted model, not a curated record.